GUUCAACAACAACAACACAGGCGCACACUUGUGGAUCUGACGCGCUGCAUGCACACGGGGGGAAAAUAAGAUAGAAACAGUUUGAGCUUCGUGCAUUUUUUUUUUUUUUUAAACGCAUCUCUUUCUGGAGCUGCUAUGCUUCACGUUGUUGCAAAAAACCUGAACUGGCUGCUUGUGCUGUGCGCGCCGGUGACGAUUCCGCUGACGCGCCACUAGCCGCACCACCCAGGAGGAGACGGAGAGGAGAGGAGAGCUGUGUGUGAGAGGACUGACUGACUGACUGGAAACCGGUUUCUCUUUCUCUUUCUCCAUUCUUGACGAACGUGUGAAGCCUUGCUUUUGGUGCAAGAACCCGUGGACGAUAUUUUAUAACGCUAUUUAACCAGUUAACAUCAUCAUCCACCAGGCUCUUCUUCUUCUUCUUCUUCUUCUUCUUCUCCCUGCAGAGAGAUGGAGGUACCGGGUUUGGCGCACAACCUCACCAGUCCAUUAAGUCCCUGCGAGGGGAUGAUCAAGGACCUGAGCUUAGACGCCAUCCAGUUAUGCGAGCGAGAUGGAAAUAAAUCCCAGGACGGCAGCAUCUCCGAGCUGGAGGAGCUCCCUGUUCCUCAGAACAUCAAGAUCAGCAACAUCACCUGCGACUCCUUCAAGAUCUGCUGGGACAUGGAGCCGCGCAGCAAGGAGCGCAUCACACACUACUUCAUUGACCUGAACAAGAAGGAGAACAAAAACUCAAACAAGUUCAAACACAAGGAUGUUCCUACAAAGCUGGUAGCCAAAGCAGUGCCCCUGCCCAUGACGGUUCGGGGCCACUGGUUCCUGAGCCCGCGCACAGAGUACACCGUGGCCGUCCAGACCGCGUCAAAACAGCCCGACGGGGACUACGCCAUCUCCGAGUGGAGCGAGAUCAUCGAGUUCUGCACCGCUGAUUAUUCCACAGUGCAUCUAAACCAGCUUAUGGAAAAGGCAGAGGUCAUCGCCGGCCGGAUGCUGCGUUUCUCCGUCUUCUACAGGAACCAGAAUAAGGAGUACUUUGACCACGCCAGGGAGGCGCAGGAGAACCGGAUGCUGCAGUCAGUGAAAGACAACAGCGGCAGCCACGGCUCGCCCAUCAGUGGCAAGCUGGAGGGCCUCUUCUUCAGCUGCAACACGGAGUUCAACACAGGUAAGCCUCCGCAGGACUCCCCGUACGGCCGCCACCGCUUCGAGGUCCCGGCCGACACGCUCUUCAACCAAGACACCAACCUGUACUUUGGAGACUUCUACUGCAUGUACACGGCCUACCACUUCGUCAUCGUGGUCCUGGCGCCGAAGGGCUCUGCGGGAGACGAGUUCUGUAAGCAGAGGCUUCCCGCGCUAGACAUCACCGACAACCGCUUCCUCACCUGCAAGCAGGACGAAGAGGGAGGCAGCCUGACGUUUCACCACGCCCAGGACGUCAUCCUGGAGGUGAUCUACACAGAGCCCGUGGACCUGGCGUUAGGCACGGUGGCUGAGAUCAGCGGGCACCAGCUGGGGAGUAUGUCCACAGUAAACGCCAAGAAGGACCCCAGCUGCAAGACCUGCAACAUCAGUGUGGGACGCUAAGAAAACACAGAAGAAUGUAGAAGGAGGACUAGAGGUGACUGACCUCUGAAACACACACAGGUACAAUCCACAUGUACUGAUGAAGCAGACCAACACAUGCAUGAAGCAGCAGAUUUAGUAGGUUUCCCUCGACAUGCACACCAACGUAUCUGACACCGCUCUGUACUCUGAAGAGACCAUCAUUCCCAAAGAAGAGUGGAGAGAAAAAAGAGGAAGGUAAACUCUGACACCUGCACUGUUGUUCUCCUCGUCUGAAAAGGGUUACCCUAAAUGUUGAAAACAUACAUAAAGAUAUCCCACUUAAGGGACCACCAACAACACCGAUCCAUCCAUCCUGCUAGUCGACAACACUGGCGUACUGACUUAAACCCUUUAACUGUACUAACAAACAUGGGCUGCUUCAAUUUCCCAUUGAUUACUUUAAACACUUGUCCCAUAUUUUGUUAAUGACCUUUGCCUUGUUAUUAUUGAUAUGCUGAUGACUGUCCACUGUCUGUGUGGACAAGCAUUUUCUUGGUUCCAAUUACUUUGUCGUUUUAGAAAUGUUUUCUUCUCGUUCCACAGUAGACUAUUUCAGACUUCUUCUUUUUUUUUUUUUUUUUACCUACUACUAGUGGCACAGAUUGGUACUACAAUAUUCUAGGGCUGCAGCAUCUACGGACAUCUUUCUUUAUACCAAAGGUAUGAAAAACCAGACGUGAAACCGCUGUGAAAUCUUAACACUACUAAUGCAACAGCCUCUAAGAUGUGUAUUCACUAAGUCUUUGAUGACCAAAUGUUUGUUAACCUUUAAAAAAAAAAAAAAAAAAAAAAAGCAUGAUGCAGCUCUGUGCAGCAUGAGUUUUUCAGCAGAGUAUGAAAGCUGUCAGUACCUCUACCAUAGCAACCUUUUUCUGCAACAGUCGCUCUUAUUUUAUUGUAGUCUGUGGAAAGAAAGAAAGUAGAACCAUAAACUGUGUUUAGCAGAAUAAAUGUGAAAAAAUAUUUAUUUUUAUUGAUACAUUCAUAUAUAAUCUAUAUAUAUAUAUAUAUAGAAAGUUAUAUAAACCAGAAGUGCACAAUGUCAAAAGCUCUGAUCAUUAACAACAACUGCAUUUAGGGGGAAUUAACUACUAUACAGACAAACUGGGGGGGAUAAACACUAAUUUGACAGCAGAUAGAACUUGCACUACAACGCCAACGUUCACGUAUUUUCCAAGGUGAACAUGUAAAUUGGUCACAAUUUAUAUCAACUAUGAAAUUCUUAAUGCAUAUCAUAGCACAAUGUAGGACUAAAAAAACAACUGACAUGCACAAACACGACAGGAUUGUCUCAUUGAUUGCAUUUAAGCUUACACCUUUUUUUGCCAAGAUAGCACUUUUUUUUUUUUAAAUGCAGUUUCCACAUAUACAUUUCCAAAAAUAGUAUUUUAGCGAGGGAAAAAAAGCAAGUAACAAUGUGCCAUAAUAAACAUACAGUAAUCUUAAAAUUACUAAUAUGUAACUAACAUCAAAUUGUUACAGCUCGUCAUCCUUGACAUAAGUUAGUGCUACAUAAAAUACACUUGCUACAUGAGGUUGUAAUAAGAUGCGUCAUAAAUGACAACGGAUGUGUUUUUGGGACUAAAAAAAAAAACUGCAGUUGUGCAGCAUUUCAUUAAGAUUGUCACCAAUUUCCAUCAGUUUUUAGUCAUGUACAGUAAAGUGCAUCAACAUAAUGAGCAUGGCAUGAAACAAGACCAGACCCACCGUCUUCACAACCUGAUUUUUUUUUCCAGAAAUGAUCGAACUGUUAAGAUAAAAGUCCCACUGUGAGUUCACUCAACUGGUCUUGGUUGAGUGCUGUUGUUUACUGAGCAGGGCCUCCAGUAGACGGAGCUUCGCUUUGAGGUUCUUAUACUGGCAGUACUCCUCCGCCAUCGGCCCGCGGUCCUCCUUCUGACAAACCCUGUUAAUACACGGAGGGAAAAAAAGAGAUGCAAACAAAACUUCAGUAGUUUCAAAGAACCUGCAGCAGCUUCCAUAACUGGUUGAUAGUCCCUAUGUUGCCUUACUCAGAUAGCUUUGUACAGAGUGUAAUGUAAUCAAAAAACUUACUGUAUUUACUUUGAAGGACUAACAUGUACAGAACAAAAGGAUGUGUACAGUUCAGAGCAAAACGUCCAUCUCUUCGUCUCUUUCCUGAGCUCUCUGUGCUGUAUUAACGUUAAGUGAGUGUGUAUUACACUGUCGUACCAUUACGAUGGGAUUUCUUUUGUGGAUGUUUUUUUUUUUGUUUUUCACAAGGCAUUGUUGAAAACCAAAUGUUCCAAGUUUAUUAAAAGACAAAAUAAAAUUCAAAAGCCAA
Messenger RNA from Sebastes umbrosus (honeycomb rockfish), 3913 nucleotides. Its product is annotated as phytanoyl-CoA hydroxylase-interacting protein-like. Lineage: Eukaryota; Metazoa; Chordata; Actinopteri; Perciformes; Sebastidae. Gene Ontology annotation, cellular component: cytoplasm. The coding region runs from base 451 to 1587 and encodes 378 amino acids. Gene Ontology annotation, molecular function: protein binding. The transcript is spliced from 5 exons. The record is from RefSeq and is a predicted model, not a curated record.